UGGGGGAAGAGAGAGAGAAAAAAUAGAGAGAAUGAAACAGGCAAUUUACGAACGUUACCAUUUCAGCAAUCGACUUCUCGAUUUGCUUUUCGGACAAGUUAUCGGAUCGUACCACUCGUAGCGAUGUAAACACAUGUGCCACCCCUUGUCAUGGAACAAUCAUGUUACUUUUCGAAUGAUUUUAUAAAAUAAUUGUGUAAUAGUUUGAAUAUUGUAUUAUAAUAAAUAUACGAUUAUUUUUGUAUCGUAAUCGAUGUAAGUACGAAAAUAUCGAUUCGAUAUGUACACAUUUUAAUAUUAUAUUACUAUUUGCACGUAUAAAAGGUGGAUUCUUCUUAAAUGGAGUCAGUAAAGUGCAGAUAGACAAUCAUAAAAGUUCAACAUUUAAAGUAUCGAAAAUGUAUACAUUACGUAUACAAAAUUAUGAUUUCAAUGUGAAGUGCAUAUAUAUAAAAGCGUCAUAUAAUAUUAGUGAUACUAGACUAUAUUUUGACACUAAUUUCUUCGAAAGUAACAUAUGAAAUAAUCUAUUUUUACUCUAAAGUGCAAUGUGUUUAAGUGGUGUUUUAUCAAGAUUUUUUUAUUAUUGUACCAUGCUAAUCUAGAUUUGAAAUAAUAUCAAUGUGAAGUACAAGGUGGUUAAAAAUGGAAGCGUGGUGGUUCUCUCGCAUAGUUGCACAUCAUCCAUAUGUUAUUCUAUUGACAAUAUUUCUAUUUUCUUGUACAUGUUUAAUAGCUCCUCGUACUAUUCAAAAUUUUCCAGAUUUUUCUGAUCCUCAAUUGGGAUUUGAAGCAAGGGGUACUAUGUUAUCACAAAGAUUAACAGCAUGGCAAAAUUUAAUGGAAGCAACCAAACCUAGAGGAGAACUUGUUGAUAAUCCUUUGGAAUAUUAUUAUUAUUUAGAACAACUAAAUCAACAGACUGACUCCACUUCACAAAGACAUGGUUGGACAAGUCAGGGUAUUCUUAGGAAAAAACCUAAGAGUAUAAACAGAAAAAAAGGAAAAAAGUACAUUGUAACAAAAAAUGAAACGGAAGAAGAUUCAAAUAAUGAUAAUGACAAAGACAAAUGGGAAGAAUUAUUAGAGUUAAAAAAUAAGGAUCGAUUAAAUAUUGUAGAAAAUGAAAAAAAUCAUAAUAAUUUGGACAGUGAAAGCUUUUUCUGUAAUUUACCAACUUCUGCUUAUGCUCGUGUAGUUAUAGGUACAGAAACAGAAGAAAAAAGUUUAUGGACUAUGGAAGGUGUUCUAGCUCAAUGUCAUAUUGAUGCUGCACUUAGAGCAAAUCCUCAUUUUCCUUCAUUAUGUCAAAUUCAAGAGGAACGUAAUAAUAUAAGUCAUAAGUGUUGCAGAAGUUGGUCACCUGCUAAUUAUGUAGCAUUGUUGUCUAAUCGAAGUUCCUGUUUGGGAGUGACUGAGAAUGAUCUUAUUCGAGUAGAAACUUUAUUAAGAAGAUGUGCUUAUUAUUACCAUAAUUUUGAAUUGACUAUUAACUGUGCAGAAGAUCUCAAUUGUCAGAAACGUGUUCCAGCAGAAUGCUAUCUACAUAAUGCAGUUUAUCAUCUAUUACAUUACCUUUUAGAUGUAAACUUUAUUCCAAGUCAUAAACAACAAACUUUAAAUAAGUCACAUUCAACAUUGAAAUCAGUAAUGCUAUUUCUCCCAAUUGCAGCUAGUUCAGCCAGUUUAGAUUUCUACAAAGAGUUAAAUAAUAAUGGUCUGAGUUAUGGGAAAUUUAAAGUGCGAGGCAUGCAAUUAGGAUUAAAAAGUACAUUAUUUGAUUGUCUUUUAGUAUCAGAUUUCAGUCUGGUUCUAACUGGAUUUGGCUUUGUGACCCUAUGCAUUUGGAUAUAUACUGGAUCUUUAUUAUUAACUAUUACUACAUUCUUUGCAGUACUCUUUAGUCUUGGUAUUUCAUAUGCAAUAUAUACUCUUGUUUUGCGAAUUAAAUUCUUCCCAUUUAUGAAUUUACUUGCAAUUGUGGUUGCAGUUGGAAUUGGUGCAGAUGAUGCAUUUAUAUAUUGUAAAGUUUGGGAGUGUUGCAAGCAACAAAAACUUUCCAAUGGUGGAUUAGCACGAUUAGUACAGGAAACCAUGAAACAUGCAAUACCAUCUAUGUUUGUUACUUCAUUAACAACAGCAGUAGCAUUUUUUGCAUCUAUUGUCAGUAAUGUCACUGCCAUUAAUUGUUUUAGUUUGUUCUCAGGAAUGACUGUGAUCACUAAUUUCUUUUUAAUGAUCACGUGGUUACCAGCAUGUGUAGUAGUAUCAGAACAUUGUCGAAUAACAACUCUGUCACCCGCGAGUUUUAUUACAAGGAAAAUUAUUCGUCCUAUACGAAUAUUUGCAGAUAAAAUUGCUCUUACAUUUAUUAUCUUCCUCACAAAAAUUGCAAUUGGUUUAAGAUGGUUUUGGCUUGUGAGUUUGGGUGCCUUAGCUGUAGGUGCUUGCAUAGUAGUUUUUCACUAUCCAGGACUGCAAUUACCUGAUACUCCUGACUUCCAGUUAUUUGAAACUUCUCAUCCUUUUGAACAAUAUGACUUAAUUUAUUCUCGACACUUCUGGUUCGAAAAAGUUGAAAUGAUCGAUGGUGGCGAGAUUUUACCACUACGAUUUGUUUGGGGCAUAAAACCAGUUGAUAAUGGAGAUUACCUUAAUCCUGAUAAAAAGGGUAUGCUAGUAUGGGAUGAAUCUUUCGACGUGUCUCAUGAACAAUCUCAGUUAUGGUUGCAACAGUUCUGCUAUAAUCUACGAAUUCAGCCAUUUUAUCGUAAUACAUUAGGAGCACUUCUUCCUAAUUGUUUUAUUGAAUCAUUACGUACGUGGAUGCGAAGGCAUUGUGUAGAUCCUAUAGAUACACAUAUUAAUUAUUCACCAUGUUGUAAGAGAAAUUCUUUUCCUUACAAGCCAAAUGUAUUAAAGCAAUGUGCAGCAGAAGCUACUGCACAACUCUAUCGCACACCUGCUUAUCUGUGGAAACGAGGUGGUCCAGUCUAUGCAGGUCUAAAAUUUUUGAAAGAAUCAAUACAAACUUCAUUGCAACCAAACAAUGCAACAGGAUCUUUAAUAUUACCAGUGCCUAAAAUAAAGGCGUUAAUUGUAGAAUAUGAUAGUAAAUAUGACUACAGUCUUUCAUAUCUUCAUAUGAAUCAAUUCUUUCAUGAAGUUGAGACUUGGAUGCAAGAACAAUUAAAAACUGCACCCACAACUAUGCAAGGAGGAUGGUUCGUCAGUAAAUUGGAAUUUUACGAAUUACAACGUACAUUACACGACGGUACUAUUUGGGCUAUGAUCGUUUCAUUGAUUUUAGCACUUGCAGUAUUAGCAUUCGUAACAUUAAAUCCUUUAGUUAGUAUAUAUGCAAUUAUAACAAUUGGUGCUGCCAUUAUAGUGACUGUUGCUACUUUAAUUCUUCUUGGCUGGAAACUCAAUGUUCUGGAAAGUGUUGCAGUAUCUACUGCUAUAGGUUUGGCAGUGGAUUUCAGUUUACAUUACGCUGUAAGUUAUCGAGCAUGCAACUCGGAAGAAAGAGUUGAUAAAGUUAAAGCAGCAUUAGAUCAAAUGGGUGGACCAACACUGAUGGCAACAUUAACAAGUGGAGUUGCCGGUGCUCUCAUGUUACCCUCUGAUGUAUUGGCAUAUAUACAGAUUGGUAUAUUUCUAUUGCUUGUGAUGGGGAUAAGUUGGAUUUAUGCUACAUUAUUUUUAUGCCCAAUGUUAGCAGUCAUUGGUCCAUCAUCGCAUUUUGCUCAAUUUCAAUACCCACGAGCAAGGAAAUUAUUAUUUUGUUUUCGUAAGAAAGAAUCAGAAGAGUUGGCAGAAACAAAUAGAGAUAAUGGUAAAAUGGUAAAAAAAGGAAAAGGAAAGGGAAUGCUAUCUGAAUCAACAUUAAGUACUUCUAGCACAGUAUGUCAAUUUCAUUGUAGUGAACCGGAAAUUCUUAUUGCACGGCCUCCUUCUUCAUCGUUACCUCCAUCACCGACAUCGGCAUUACUUUAUUUAGAUAGUAAUCAAACCACUGUGUGGAACAAUAGACGAAAACAAAUGAACGAUCUUGAUUGAAUAUCUAUAUUCAGAAAUCUUAAAACAUAAUAUUAUUGAUCACGUGUUACCUUCAUUGUGAACUAAAUGGAACUAUGAUCUUAUCUAAUUAAUGUGUCAUUGGCUGUGUUCAGGUAGUUAAUAAGACUGUUUGUUACUUA
This is a messenger RNA of Vespula pensylvanica (western yellowjacket), 4202 nucleotides long. RefSeq names its product protein dispatched. The record is from RefSeq and is a predicted model, not a curated record. The transcript is spliced from 10 exons. NCBI's taxonomy places the organism in Eukaryota, Metazoa, Arthropoda, Insecta, Hymenoptera, Vespidae. Bases 646 to 4062 code for a protein of 1138 amino acids. Gene Ontology annotation, cellular component: membrane.